Messenger RNA from Heteronotia binoei (common prickly gecko), 7958 nucleotides. It is a transcript of the gene NUP210, whose product is annotated as nucleoporin 210. The coding region runs from base 180 to 5846 and encodes 1888 amino acids. Gene Ontology annotation, cellular component: nuclear pore. The record is from RefSeq and is a predicted model, not a curated record. Lineage: Eukaryota; Metazoa; Chordata; Lepidosauria; Squamata; Gekkonidae. The transcript has 40 exons.
GGCCGCGCCGUGACGUCCCUCGAAUAGCAGCUCGAGGCGGGUGAUUCUUGUGAGGCAGUUGGUGGUGCUGCCCACAACUUCCCUUUCCUUUGGCUCUGGCAGCGCUUAAGAACCAGGGCACCCCAGUGCCAGCCGGACUCUUUCCCUUCGGACACAGCAAAGCUGCCUUCACUGCAGGGAUGGCGGCGGCGUCUGCAGCCCCUGCACGCUGGGGGUUGUUUUGGCUGCUUCUUCUCCUGCCCGUUUCUGUGACGCCUUCCAAGCUGAACAUCCCCAAAGUGCUUUUGCCGUUUACUCCGAGCACCAGAAUCAACUUCACCCUGGAAGCAAGCGAGGGAUGCUACCGCUGGUCUUCUACCAGACCAGAAGUUGCCAGCAUUGAAGCUGUAGAACAAGACAGUCGGCAGUGUUCACAAAAGGCUGUUGUCCAAGCACGAUCAUCACAACCAACACGUCUUACAAGUAUUAUUUUGGCUGAAGAUGUUAUGACUGGUCAGGUGCUUCGCUGUGAUGCUAUAGUUGACAUAAUACAUGAUAUUCACAUCGUGUCAACAACCAAAGAACUGUAUCUUGAAGAUUCACCACUGCAGCUCAAAAUUCAAGCAUUAGAUUCUGAAGGAAACACUUUUAGCACUUCGGCAGGGCUUGCUUUUGAAUGGACAAUCAUGAAAGAUCCAGAAGCAACUGGAGUCUCAGAUUCUCAUAAUGCACUACGUAUCCUGAAGUUCUCAGAAUCAACGUAUAUACCUCCUUCCUAUAUUAUGAAGAUGGAAAAGAUUGCCAAGCAAGGAGACAUUGUUUUAGUGUCUGGCAUGAAAACAGGAAGCUCAAAAUUAAAAGCAAGAAUACAGGAAUCUUUUUAUAAGAAUGUACCUGCUGCAGAAGUCAGAUUGUUUAUUUUGGAAAACAUCCUUCUAAAUCCAGCAUAUGAUAUCUACCUGCUGGUAGGAAUGUCAGUACAAUACAAAGUUCAGAAAAUAAGGCAAGGGAAGAUUACAGAAUUAAUGAUGCCUUCUGAUCAGUACGAACUGCGGCUUUGGAACAACACAUUCAGCCCUGAGGGAGAUACAGCCAGGCCCAUUGCCAAGCUGGAUCAGGCAACAUCCACAGUUACUGCAUUGCAGCGGGGACAGACUAACAUCAUACUCGACCACAAAAAUAUCCUUCUUAUGCAGGGUGCUUCUAAAUUACCGAAUGGUAGUAUUUAUGUUGUGGACCCAGGAUACUUAGGAUUUUCAGUUCACCCUGGAGACAGAUGGAUCCUGGAAACAGAAAGGCUGUAUGAAAUAACAGUUGAAGUAUAUGAUAAAUCUGAUAAUAGGGUGUAUUUGUCAGAUAAUCUCAGAAUUGAUACAUACUUUGCAGAAGAAUACUUCACAGUUCUGCAGUCCUCUCUGAAUGGAUCACAUCACCAUGUGAAAGCAAUAAGAGAAGGCCAAACUACUAUUACUGCUUCAUUAACAUCUAUUGUGGAUCAGGAUGGAGGUGUUUAUACAUUACUUGUUCCUGUACGAAACCAGCAAGAAAUAGACAUUUAUGUCCCCAUUGCCCUUUCACCAAGCAUUUUGACAUUUCCAUGGCAGCCAAGAGCAGGAGCCUAUCUGUACACAAUAAAGGUUCAAGGUGGAAGUGGCAACUUCACUUGGUCUACAUCUAACCAAAAUGUUGCUACAGUGACAGUUAAGGGACUAAUGACAACUGGAAAUGAGAUUGGUGUCAGUGUGAUACAUGCCAAUGAUGUUCAGAAUCCGUUACACUAUGGGGAAAUGAAGGUGUAUGUGACAGAACCUAGUGACAUGGAGUUCAUACCCUGUCAAGUUGAGGCACGUGUGGGUCAGAUUUUGGAGCUGCCUCUGAAGAUUAAUGGUCUAAUGAAUGUGGAAAAUAAUCAAAUGGUCACCCUGAGUGACUGUUCACAUUUUGAUUUAGUUGUUGAUGUGGAAAACCAUGGUGUGUUCAAUCCAAUUCAAGGAAAGCUAAAGCCAACUCCAGACUACUGCAGCGGAGUCAAAGUAAAAGCUGAAUCCCAAGGAUACACAGCGCUUGUAGUUAGCUAUACACAUGGUCACAUUCACCUCCAUGCAAGUAUCACCAUAGCUGCCCAUCUACCACUCAAAACUAUUGAUCCUGCUUCUGUUGCACUGGUAACUUUGGGUUCCUCCAAAGAUAUAAUAUUUGAAGGAGGAUCAAGACCAUGGGUUCAAGAACCAUCCAAAUUCUUCAGGAAUGUCAGUGCUGCAGAUCCAGAUGACAUUGGUUUAUUCUUACUAGGGCCACCUACAAAUAGGAAUCCCUUCCAGCAUUGGGUUAGGGCAUCUUGCAAAGCUUUGGGAGAACAAGUAAUUUCAUUAACAAUUGGAAACAAGCCCACUAUUACUAAUCCAUUUCCAGUUGUUGAAUCUGCAAUUAUGAAGUUGAUUUGUGCCACUCCCUCCCGACUCAGUUUGGUACCUGUAUAUGCAAAUCCUCAGCUAGGUCUCUCCUGUCCUUUGCUCCAUCAAAACAAACAAGGGGUUCCUGUCUCAAAUUAUCGCAAUCCAGUACUGGAUUUGGAGGUUUAUGACCAACAGGGACGUAAAUUUGACAAUUUUAGUUCCCUUAGUAUCAUAUGGGAAUCAAGAAAACAUUCAUUAGCUAUCAUAGACUCCAAUAUGCCAAUGGAGCUGUCUUUGAAAGAUCAUGGAAAUGGUCAGAAGAAAAUGCAUGGUUUGCAAACUGUUUUAGUUCAUGGUGAAUCUGGAACAACAACUCUAUCAGCUACUGCAAGUGGAUACCAGCAUUCUCAUCUCAAUGCCGCUAAAGUAAAUAAUCUGUAUGAAUCUCUUACAGCUGUAUCUGCCACUAUUGAGCUGAUACUUGUGGAAGAUGUAAAAGUCAGUCCUAAAGAACUGGCACUCUAUAAUCACCCAGCUGUCAAGGCUGAACUGCUCAUUAAGGAGGGCUCUGGAUACUUUUUCAUUAAUGCAAGUGUUAUCAAUAUUGCUAAAGUGACCUAUGAAGAAACUGAAGGUGUUGCUGCGGUAUACCCAUUACUUCCUGGAUCAUUGUCUGUAAUGAUUCGGGAUUUGUGUCUUUCCUCUUCUACACCUGCUAAAGCUGAAGUGCAUGUGUCUGAUAUACACAAAAUAUAUGUUGGUGGUGUUGAUAAGGUUGAGAUUGGCAAAACAGUUAAAGCAUAUGUCAGAGUACUGGAUGCUUCCAAUAAAUACUUUCUGGCUAAAUACUUCACUUUCAUGGAUUUAAAGCUAAAGGCAGCAUCUCAGAUUAUUUCCUUGAAUCUACUCAGCGAAGCUCCUGAUGAAUACACUGCUACUUUUCUAGUUUAUGGUGUGGCUGUAGGUCAAACCAGUAUUACAGCUGUUGUCAUUGACAAAGAUGGAGAGAGAAUCAAUUCAGCUCCACAGCAAAUUGAAGUGUUCCCUCCUUUUAGACUAAUACCAAGAAAAGUCACAUUACUUAAAGGUGCAGUGAUUCAAAUUAUUUCUGAAGGAGGUCCCCAGCCUCAGUCUAACAUAAUUUUCUUGAUGAGUGACACCAGAAUUGCCUGUGUGAAUAGCAGUGGCCAUGUAACAGGAAUGGUGAUUGGGAACACUGCUGUAACAGGAAUGGUUCAAGCUGUUGAUGCAGAGACUGGUAAAGUGGUCGUGAUAUCCCAGGCCAAAGUUGAUGUUGAGGUAAUUCAACUUCAGGCUGUUAGAAUCCAUGCACCUGUUACACGAAUGAAAACUGGCACUCAGAUGCCAGUAUAUGUGAUGGGUAUAACUAGUAAUCAAACUCCAUUUUCAUUUGGAAAUGCAGUGCCUGGAUUAACAUUUCAUUGGUCUGUCACUAAAAGGGAUAUUCUGGAUGUAAAAGCGAGACACAGUGAGACUUAUCUUCAGCUUUCGGUUCAAUAUAACUUUGCCAUGGAUAUUUACAGUAUGGGCAAGGGAAGAACAGGCUUAAAAGUUAGUGUGAAGGCCCUAGAUCCUUCAGCAGAACAAUUUUGCCACAUGGCAAGAGAAUUGUCUGAUGAAAUCCAGAUACAGGUAUUUGAGAAACUGGUGAUUCUUAAUAUAGAAGCAGAACAGAUCUUAAUGUCACCAAACUCUUUUUUCAAAGUUCAAACAAACAGGGACAGGGUGGCAUCUCUGAGUUACCGUGUACUGGAUGGUCAAGACAGCUUUCCUGUGGUACAGAUUGAUGAGAGAGGCCUUCUUCAUUCUGGAUCCCUAAUAGGAUUAGCAACAAUAGAAGUAAUUUCACAAGAGCCAUUUGGAAUCAACCAGACUCUUAUUGUUGCUGUCAAGGUGGCUCCUGUUUCCUACCUUAGAAUAUCCAUGAGUCCAGUUCUCCACACAAAAACCAAUGAGGUAUUAGAGGCCUUACCAUUGGGAACAACCAUGACUUUGACCAUCCACUUCCAUGAUAAUUCUGGAGAUAUCUUCCACUCACAAAAUUCUGUUGUCAGCUUUGCAACAAACAGAGAUGACUUUGUACAGGUUGGGAAAGGAGUGUCCAACAGCACACUGAUAAUCCGAACAAUGAAUGUAGGAUUAACAUUGCUUAUGGUUUGGGAUACAGAGCACAGCAGUAUUGCAGAUUAUGUGCCCCUUCUUGUUCAACACGUAAUCUACCCUGAACUCAGAGACAUUGUUGUAGGUGAUGUCAUCUGCUUCAGUUCUUCACUGGUAAACCAAGAAGGUUUGUUAGGAAUGUGGAAUUCUUCUUUAAAUGGUGUUCUUCAAAUUGACCCGAAGACUGGAGUAGCUGUAGCAAGAAAUUCUGGAACAGUUACGAUAUAUUAUGAGAUCCUUGGACAGCUUAAGACAUACAGAGAGGUGUUGGUUAAUGUACCACAGAGGAUUGUUGCAGUACAUGUAAGUGGAAUGAAAACAAGCUUGGAGGGUAUCUCAUCUUCAAAAGUUAUUGUUAAAAUUGGACACAACAGCAAAAAUAUGAAAGGGGAAUGUUCACCUGCCCAAAUUGAAGUGAUUGAAGAAAUGAAGCCUCAGUCUAGUAUCAGUUGCCAUCUUCAUUUCAACAGUGAUCUAUUUGAUUUCCAAGCCUCUGAAAUUUUUAUAGCAGAACCCGGGUUUGAUGCCCUGUCUGGACACUAUACUUGUGCCAUCACAAUGCACAGACUUCCUGACAAACAGCUAAAGCAACUGACUAUGAGCAAAACUGUUCUGGUUGUAACAGCUUCAGUACAGAACGGCCAUUUCUCAACUGAGCAGAUAAGUGCUGAAGUGCCAUUCAAUCCAGGAUUUUAUGCUAAUGAGACUGAAAUUAUCUUGAGUAAUCAUUACCCAAGUUCUGAUGUGAAAAUUUUUGGAGCCACUGAAAUUCUUCAGAACCUUGAGGUGAAAUCAGGCUCGCCUAUGGUAGCAAUCUCUGAGAAGGACAGAUCUUAUGGCUUGCCUAGUUAUAUAACCUACACUGUCCGAUUAUCUGAUCCAAGACUGUCAAGCAAAGGUUCUUUAUCUACCAUGCUUACUAUAGCAAGCAGAGUGACUGAUCAAUCCUUCACUAUCCCAGUGACAAUGAUUUAUGUAUCUGACAGAACUAUGUCAGUGAAACAUGGAGCCAGUUUAUUCCAUCACUUCAUUGAUUCCUACCAGAUCAUGUUCUUUACACUUUUUGCACUGCUGGCUGGUACAGCUGUUAUGAUCAUAGUUCAUUGUGCCAUUUUUUCACCAAAAGAACAGACAACACAUCCAGCUUUUACCUCAAGGAGAAGCCCCCAGCACAGACCAAAUGGUGUUGAAUUUCCUGUUCCAUCUGCAGUUGCUUUCAGCCCUAUACCAUCAAGCAGAGAAAACAACUCUCCUCCCAGGCUAUGGAGCCCCCAGUACGCUUCACAAUAGAGAAAGCUAUUUUCUACUCAAGGAUUUUUGUUUUGGUUUUAAAUUGGUGCCUUUGAUACCACAUGAAACUGUGUCAAAGCUUUGUUUACCUUAGUGUAAAUUUUUUUAGUUAAGGGAACAACAUAAUCACUGUAUGUUUUUAGUGCACCAUGCUAAUAAAAUGUGUCUGCGUUGCUUUCAGUUUUGCAGACUCUGUUCCUAUACAGUCUGUCACUUUGGAGGAAGGGGAGGCGACCAGUAGCUGGCUUGUUUCCCACCUCCCUUUCUGCAUGCUGCAGUUAAUUUCAGUUCUGCUUAUUAAUUGUACAGAUGCACAGUGCUUCUUCACUUAUUUUCCAUGGAUUAUUUUUUAUUGUUUACAAUGAGACUGCAUGCUUUUAGAAUAGUGAUAUAACUAAAACAUGAGCCAAGUGCAUGAAGGAUUAUAUGCUUCUACAGAACUAAAGUUUUAGUUUGGUUUUUCAUUUUAUUUUAUUUUUGACACUCAGGAAUAAAUGUACUGCACUGAUACAUUUUCUCUCUGUUUAGCCUUACAAAUCUUUGUAAUUGGCCAGUCCAGAAGCAGUUAUGCUGUAAUAACUGUGAAGAGUUUCUUCUUUGUAAGAACUGUAGCAAAAUCUCCCUUUCCCUACAAAUGGUCAGCUCCUCCAGUUGCUGCUGCAAAUGUAAUAAGCAUUCAGGAUUUUUUUGUGAACUUUGUACUAAAGUUGUUUUAUAACUUUGCAGACUUUUUUAAAAAAAAUUGAAGACAAUUUAUUUUAACCAUUUUUUUAAAAAAACAACCCUUGAAUGGUGUAAGAGUGGAGGAGAAGACAUCUUCAUUAGCAUUGUUUGUACUUCAACAGAAAUGGAGCUCCCAUGCACAUCUGCUGAACUGUAAAUUGAAUUAGGAGCCUGAUCUUUGAAGCGAUGCAGAAGUACAAAUGCCAUUGAAAUUCAGGAAGAGUAGUUCAGCCAUCACAGUCUGGAUUAUGCAACAAUAAAUUGUUUUGUGCUGCUUUCUUCAAAAUUUACUAUAGUAUGACUCUAUUAGUACCUUACCAGAGUCUGGUCAUAAGUUAAAAUGCUUGCCAAUGCUUCAGCUUUCCCUGAUGUGAAACCAUGGCAAUAUUCAGGGCAAUGCGAAGUUACUGAUUACUUCAGGUGGAAUAGAACAUCUCCCAUGCACUUUCAUGAUAUAAAUUGUAAAUACGGCUAUUAAUUAUAUAUUACCAGGAAUAAUUACAGGAGAAUUCUAAUAGAGUUGUGCCUUUCUAAAACCAUUGUAUUUAAUGGACAUAGAAAAGUGUAACUCUGCUUACCAUUGCACUGUUACUCAUAUAUACAGACCAGACCAUAUUGUGCUUUCCAGCACAUUAUUUUAUAUAUUGUUUUGGGCUGAAUUUACUUUUAGGAACAAUACAGUUUCGUUUGAACUUUCCAUAUAUUGUUUUGUGGAUUCCCUCCUCCCCCCAAUUACUCCUGUGGGGAAUUGCAUGCUUCCAUUCAUAGCGGCUGCAGCAAUCAUAAACAUUUUCAGAUGUUGUGGUAGUAAGAAACUCAAAUUCAGUAAAUGUAAUUGUUUCUAAGUUCUGAUUCACUGGCUCAUAUCUUCUUGAAUGCACAGCUGUCAGGUAUCUCCGAAGAGAUUUUAUUGGGCCCAGCAACAGGUCACUGUGCAAAUGCAAUCUUGCUAACCCAUCACGAAACAAGGCUGUCAAUAAAAUAUAUAUACGAGAGUUUUUUGCAGAAGCUGAAAGAAAAAUGUUUACCAAGGGAAUGUUCUUAAGUCUUGUCUUGGCAUAAACAUUCUGCCUUACUUAUACUAUAAGAAGCCCUUUAUCAUGGGACUUCUAGUCAAUUUUCUUGAGGCUUUAGGCUAAAUAUCAUAGGUUUUGAAUAGGAAGUCUUCUGUUCCAGUACAGUGAGAAUUGUGUCUGUGAAUCUGUUAAAUUGUGAAUUCUAAAAAAAGUGUUAAAAAGAAUAAUAGUUAAAAGAAGACUAAAUGAUGCACAAAAGAUACUGUGACAUAAAGCUUUAUUUGUAAAGUAUUAUUGGAAAAAUGCAGUUUUUGCUUGGAUUUGUAUAAUCCAUUCAUGCAGUUUUGAAAAAUAAAGAUGUUCCUUAUCUUGA